Molecule: messenger RNA, 574 nt
Organism: Zootoca vivipara (common lizard)
Lineage: Eukaryota; Metazoa; Chordata; Lepidosauria; Squamata; Lacertidae
Source: RefSeq, a predicted model, not a curated record
AAGAGAGAAGGAGGCGGGGCGGAGCUUUACCCGGGAACCGGGAGGCGGGGCUUGCGGAAACCCAGAGAAAAGGGGCUCCGGAGAGCGGAGGCGGCGCAAAACAGACGCUCUUCUUCUCCCGUUUGCCUUCUGUUCAGGUUUCCGUCGCGCCUCCUCUUUCCCAGCUCGUCCCCAUCGCUGCUGAGCGUCGUUCGGCUUGCAGCCCUGCUCGCCUCCCCGAGGGCAGCUGCGAUGCGCCUGAUCCAGAACAUGGGGACCAUCGCCGAGUACCCCCAGGCAGGGAGCACCCCCAGCGGAGAUAGCUGCGGCUCGGGCCGCCCCCGACUCAUCAAGAUCGCCGUGGUGGGAGCCAGCGGGGUGGGCAAGACCGCCCUGGUGGUGAGAUUUCUCACAAAACGGUUCAUUGGAGACUAUGAACGCAAUGCAGAGCGUGCCACUUCGCUGAAGCCGAGAAUCGAGUCUUUGUUGCAGCCAGAAAACUCUUAGCAUCAGAUCGAGGCUGAACCCAAUAGUUCCACAUCAAUACGUGGAGAUGUUCUUGUUGCUCUGAAAUGCCUGAAAGAGUUUUGUACCU